GAAAAAAUAGGGGAAAGUCUCCAAUCAGUGAGAAAACGCGGUCUACUGAGAAUUCUGUCCCCACACGCGAUAGUAAAAAAUAAUCAAAACCUCGAGGCUAAAACAAGUAAAUGUUAUUGAAAGUAAAUCAAAUAGUGUGGCAAUUUUAUCGGAAUUUGCAUAAAAUGAGCUUGGAGGAGGCUAAGAAAAUUGCAGCCUAUAGGGCAGUGGAUGAAUUUGUGAAAAAUGACCAAAUUGUGGGCAUCGGCAGUGGAUCAACCGUUAUCUACGCUGUGGAGCGUCUAGCUGAAAAGGUGCACAAGGAGAAAAUAAAUGUGAUCUGCAUCCCAACCAGUUUCCAAGCUCGUCAGCUCAUCAUUGGCAAUGGUCUCAAAUUGAGUGAAUUGGAAAUGCAUCCAGAAAUUGAUGUUGUUAUCGAUGGAGCAGAUGAAUGUGAUGAGAAUCUCACCCUUAUAAAGGGCGGUGGUGGAUGUCUACUUCAGGAAAAAAUUGUGGCAUCAUGCUCGAAGAAAAUGGUUGUCGUGGCUGACUACACCAAGGACUCCAAGACACUGGGACAGCAAUAUAAGAAAGGCAUCCCUAUUGAAGUUGUUCCAAUGGCUUAUAUCCCUAUUCGCAAUAAAAUCCAGAAUCUCUAUGGGGGAAAACUUCAGCUGAGGAUGGCAGUAGCUAAGGCAGGACCCUGUAUCACUGACAAUGGCAAUUUCAUUCUGGAUUGGCAUUUUCCCACCGGAGAUCAUGACUGGGCAAAGAUUGGCACGGAAAUAGGGAUGAUUCCUGGGGUUGUGGAGACUGGAUUGUUUGUUAAAAUGGCAGAGAAGGCUUUCUUUGGUCAAUCAGAUGGGACUGUAAAAGAGAAAUCAUCCUGAAUGUACUUAAUUAUUUCUGUAAUUUUUUUUUCUGGGAACAAGUAAAAUCAGCAUGACAUAA
Messenger RNA from Phlebotomus papatasi, 930 nucleotides. It is a transcript of the gene Rpi, whose product is annotated as ribose-5-phosphate isomerase. Gene Ontology annotation, cellular component: intracellular membrane-bounded organelle. The record is from RefSeq and is a predicted model, not a curated record. Bases 111 to 869 code for a protein of 252 amino acids. Gene Ontology annotation, molecular function: ribose-5-phosphate isomerase activity. The transcript has a single exon. Gene Ontology annotation, biological process: pentose-phosphate shunt, non-oxidative branch; D-ribose metabolic process. NCBI's taxonomy places the organism in Eukaryota, Metazoa, Arthropoda, Insecta, Diptera, Psychodidae.